Euleptes europaea (tarantolino) is the source of this 612-nucleotide messenger RNA. RefSeq names its product SPRY domain containing 4 (gene SPRYD4). The transcript is spliced from 2 exons. Gene Ontology annotation, molecular function: protein binding. The record is from RefSeq and is a predicted model, not a curated record. Lineage: Eukaryota; Metazoa; Chordata; Lepidosauria; Squamata; Sphaerodactylidae. Bases 1 to 585 code for a protein of 194 amino acids.
AUGGCGGCGCCCACGCCGAGAGCUUUGAGGCGGGGAGAGAUCAGUUUUAAACUAGAUGAAAGAACAGCCCACAGCAGCUUGGAUCUGUUCAAAAAGGAUACCAGUGUUAUUUACCGCAUUGUUGGGAUUGACCCCACCAAAGUUCCUCAGAACAUCGAACGCUUCACGGAUUGGGCUGUAGUACUGGGGGAUACUGCUGUGUCUAGUGGACGCCAUUACUGGGAAGUGACAGUCAAACGGUCGCAUCAGUUUCGCAUUGGAGUGGCUGAUCUGGAUAUCUCCCGGGAAGGCUGCAUUGGGGUGGAUAAUCACUCUUGGGUCUUUGCCUAUGCUCACCGCAUGUGGAGUGCCAUGCUCGCCAAUAAGACCACUCCCAUCAGUAACAUUGGCCACCCAGAGAGAGUGGGUGUGCUGCUGGACUAUGACAGCAAGAAACUCAGCUUGGUUGAUGUAAGCAAACUUGAACUCAUCCAUAGCAUUCCUGCUGAGUUCCAGGGCCCUGUGGUACCUGCGUUUGCCCUCUGGGAUGGCGAGUUGCUAACUCAUUCGGGCCUUGAUGUACCUAAGAAACUCAGUGGGAACUGAAAACCUCUGAAGCCCAGUGACAUUUGU